AUGAAAAAUACAAUACCGGAUGAGAAAGAUUUAAAAAAUUCAUCAAUUAAACAAUGGAUGGAUCCACUUUCAAAAAGAGUUUUUUUAAUUAACGUUAACGGUUUGACCAGUAAUUUUUUAGAAUACAAUUCGACGCCUUACAUACAAGAAAAGGUAUCGCAAAGGGGAUUGUUUGGAAUCGUGAGUACGAAUUAUUACGAAACAAACGAAGGAGGAUUGAAAACGCUUUUAUCCGGUAAAAAGGGAUAUUCGUCACCGUUUUACUGGAAUCGACCGAAAGGAUUCGAUUCGAUAUUGGAAUAUUCCAAUUGCAAAUGUUUAAUGGGUGACAAUUUACCGGGUACGAAAAUCAAUUGUUAUUUUCCAGAAAAAGAUCCGCUCAGAGAAUUUAUUAAUUAUUCAAAAACGCUCGAAUUGAAAUUUCAAUCAAAUUGUUUUUACGUUAUAAAUUUUAACAUCGAUCCCGUAUUGAUAGAGGAUUAUAGAGAGAAAUUGAAAAAAAUGGACGACGAUAUAAGAGAGGUCGGAGAGAAAAUCGACGAAUCUUGGGAAAACGAGAAUAGCGUGACGUACAUAAUAACAUCGAGUCGUGGAUCACCCCUAGGAUACGAGGGUAACAUGAAUGCACCCCUAGCAGCUUGGGGAAGUGGUAUAGCAUAUUCGGAAAACGUUUUGUUCGUGAGACGAACGGAUUUGACGGCCAUGUUAUGCGUUCUUGCCGGCGUUAAUUUUCCACCGAAAUUAAUCGGUGUAGUGCCGUUGCAUUUACUACAAUUAAACGAAUAUUAUCAAUACGAAUGGACAUUGUACACGAUAAAACAUUUCGAAAACGUAUUGAAAUUGGUCGAUUUGACGGAUCAAAACGUUCAAUCUCUGGAACUUUUACCGGAUCAAUUAUUCACGAGGUUAAACAGUAUCGUGAAUAGGAUACAAUCGGAAACCUCACAAAAACAAAUUAAAAUGAUACUUUGGAAUUUAAUUUUGAACGUUUUGACCAAUUUUCACUUUCUCACCGUUGCCUCUCACGGCGGUUCCGGAGUAAUAAUAAAAUGGAAUUACAAGGAAAUCAUUUUUUUAUUCUCGUCCGUGGUAUUCACAUUGAUUUUUUUCAACGAGGAUUUGCAAUAUAAAAUCCCGUCGAUAUUUUUCGCCGUGUUAUUUUUAAAAAAUUACACAUUGAUUUUUCGAGAUCAAACGAAAAUACAAUUCAACGAUUUGGCAUUAACAAUAAACGUAGCAUACGCCGCCAUUUUCCUAAUCAAAUGCAUCGGUAACGCACACGGAAUACUCGUUUUAAUGAGUUUCGUCAUAUUUUGUUCUUUUUUCCGGAGUUCAUGGACGCAAUUUAACAUAUUCGUUCGAUUGAUACACGUUGCAUCGGGAAUAUUCCUGAGUUUUUUACCCCACAGGAGAGUUUUCGGUGAAAUGCCAAAAACUUGGAUCACAUCGACCGUGAGCUUGACGUUUCUCGCAUGUUUCUGGAUCCUUUUUAAACAUUUCAAAAGAAAAAUCGAUACGCAUUUUAAACUGACGUCUCUUUUGAUAAUAUUCACGUUCGUACACGUUCACAUUUUGUACAAGUAUUAUUACAAUCCGGAAAUACAAAAUCCAUUUUCUUAUUACAUAAUAAUAUUGUUUUUAAUAUCCGCGUACACGGCAUCUGGAACGCUCAUGGAAAGAUUGAUGAAAAUAUAUUUAUCGUUUUUAGUACCCAUCGAAUUGUUAUCGAUACGCGUGGAAUCAAUAUAUUAUUUUCUUAUCGUCGUUCAAAUGUUCACUUUUUUAUUCGUGGAAUAUCACGACGACAUAUCGUCGAUAUUAAAAUACACUCCGUCGAUAUUUUCAUCCGAGCCUAAAAUCUAUAAAAAUUAUUCGUCAUUUUCCCUUCGUCACUUGAUGUUUUUCACUAUUUACACGUACACGAGUUACCACGGAAUGGGUCACGAUCCGAAAUUUCAUCCCUACGAUUAUUACGCAAUAUCAAAAUUUUUUUACCGUUAUCCAGAGUCAAUAUCGACAUUUUUAUUCGCAUAUAAAUUUUUCAUACCUUUUUUCGUGCCCACGAUAUCGUUCAUGGCUUUGAGCAGUUUAAAAGAGAAAAAUUUCGACAGUCGUUUCGUGACGUUCAUAUGGGCUUCGGACUUGAUGGCGUCCUUUUUUUUAAUCGUAUUAGCUAUAAAUAAAAUUUUUUCAAUAAGAUUAUUACCGGUUAAUUUAAUACACGUCAUUAUACAACAAUUUUCAGUAGUUUCCGUUAUACUAUCGUAUUUUUUAGGAUGUUUCCUUUUGUAUCCGACGGAAAGGAAAAAUGUUGAAACUUUACAAACAAUUUCGGAAUGA
Pediculus humanus corporis (human body louse) is the source of this 2340-nucleotide messenger RNA. RefSeq lists its product as uncharacterized. Lineage: Eukaryota; Metazoa; Arthropoda; Insecta; Psocodea; Pediculidae. The record is from RefSeq and is a predicted model, not a curated record. The transcript has 2 exons. Gene Ontology annotation, cellular component: endoplasmic reticulum membrane. Gene Ontology annotation, molecular function: mannose-ethanolamine phosphotransferase activity. Gene Ontology annotation, biological process: GPI anchor biosynthetic process. Bases 1 to 2340 code for a protein of 779 amino acids.